Messenger RNA from Sphaeramia orbicularis (orbiculate cardinalfish), 7358 nucleotides. Its product is annotated as multiple PDZ domain protein. NCBI's taxonomy places the organism in Eukaryota, Metazoa, Chordata, Actinopteri, Kurtiformes, Apogonidae. The transcript is spliced from 44 exons. The record is from RefSeq and is a predicted model, not a curated record. Gene Ontology annotation, molecular function: protein binding. The coding region runs from base 346 to 6135 and encodes 1929 amino acids.
GAAGAUCAGAAGGUGACAUGCGCACUGCAGGGCGCACUCAAGCCGCGGACACAAUGCUGGAAAAUAAAAGCGCUCAGGUUGCUUCUUGAUUUGUUGCCGUCUUCCAAUUAUCUGUUAUGACUUUUUCUACAAGGAAAGUGUCGUUUUUGGUAUUCUCUAUUGCCAAAUUCACCCGCAGAGUGGAAGAAGAGGAGGUGGAGGAUAGUCUGUGCGCUUUAAGCUCAGUGGGGACCUGUUGAUAGCCCACCGGCGCUGCAAUGGAGGUAUUGAAAAAAGAAGAAUGACACUCAUCUAGCACUAAAAGGCACAACGCAGCAAUUUAACUAAACACCCUGGCAGGUUACGAUGGAAAUCAUGGAUACUCAGUGUGCCUUGGAGGCUGUGGAGAGAUUGCAAGCCAAACUGAAGGAGCGAGGAGAGGCCCCCACACAGGAGAAACUCUCUGUGCUAAAGACCGUCCUGCAGAGCCCCCUGUUCCAUCAUAUACUCAGCUUACAGCAAGCUCAGCAGAAGCCCCCAGUGAAGCAGGGGAAGGGCAUUUCCAAAUCUGUAUCCAUGAACUGUGGCCCAUGCCAGGGUAUGGGUCUGGGCUUGAAGACCCUGAGCCACAGCGACUCCUACACAUGGGCCAUGGAGAAUCGAAGGCCCAGCACUGCCAGAUCCUUCCGCAGGGAUAGCAGCAUGUCAUCUCUAGGCUCACAGGACCUAUCCUUCUCAGACAUCUACCCAGAAAACUGCAUUAACGCUGAAUCUCAAUACUGCACUCCCCCUCGAAUCUCCCGUACCAUGUCGAUGGGGAGAAACCUAUCUGCUAUUGCCCAUGAGAGGCGUCAUGUAGAGAUGAUAGAGCUCAUCAAUGAUGGGAAGGGCCUUGGGUUUGGCAUCAUAGGAGGGAGGAGCACAGGAGUCAUGGUCAAGACCAUCCUGCCUGGAGGAGCUGCAGGGAGGGAUAACCGCCUCCGUAGUGGUGAUCAAAUCCUACGCAUUGGAGAGACAGAUCUUGUAGGGAUGAACAGUGAGCAGGUGGCCCAGGUGUUGCGAAAUGCUGGAAGCAAGGUGAAACUGCUCAUUGCCCGGGACGUUAUCAAGGACAACCACCUUUCCUCUCCCGUCCUCAGCCAGGACAGCUUGGAUGGCAAGCUAAAUGACUUAAAUAAUGACUGUGAGUUCAGUGUGCAGUUUACUAAAAACAGCCGGGGCCUAGGAUUCACUAUUUCCAGCUACAUCGGUGACCUGAACUCAGUUUACAGUGCUGGUGUGAUAGUGAAGAGCAUAGUGAAAGGCAGCACUGUCGAUCAAGAUGGACGCAUCCACAUUGGAGACAUCAUCCUGUCUGUGGAUGGAGUGAGCCUACAUGGUUGCAGCGAACAACGAGCCAUGGAAGUGCUAAGGAGGACAGGUCCCCUGGUCAGACUCAGGCUGCUGAGGAAGGCUGUCCGUCUGAGCCAUAUUCUGCCUCCUGUUCCUCCUUUGCAGCCCCUCCGACAUUCCCACAGCUUCCACGAGGGAAAUCCCUAUAGAGUGGGCCUCAACAAAAUUCAGGAAACAGGAAUUUGCUCACUGCGGGAGAUUUCGCGGCAAGCAGCAUACGCCAACAGGAAACCCCGAUAUGAUUCCAGAAAAGGUGCGAAACUAACUUCAGCUGAGGAGGAAGACCUGAGGAAGAGGUGGCAGCAUGCAGUUGGACCCCGAUAUGAAGUUAUUUGUUGUCAGCUGGAGCGUUUCAGUGAGACAAGUGGUCUGGGCAUCAGUCUGGAGGCUCGGGCAGGACAUCACUACCUGUGCUCUGUCUUACCUGAGGGGCCUGUGGGCCAAAGUGGCAAGAUCUUCACUGGGGACCAGAUACUGGAGGUCAACGGGAUCCCUCUCAUUGGUCAGACACAUAAGGAGGUGGUCAGUAUUCUGAAAGAGCUGCCAGUGUGUGUGUGUCUGGUGUGCUCCCGCAUUGUCCCUCCUGCAGUUCAUGACAGUGAUGAAGACGGGGAUGACGUCCAUCUGACACUGAAAGAGCUGCUGGCUGAAUUCAAUGACAAGUUGGACCAGGGUUGUAUCAUUCCCUGUCCUACAGCUGAGGACAUCACCAAGCGUGGCGUGCCCCCCAUGUCACCUCCCCUGGCCAUGUGGGAAAAAGAGGCUCAAGUGGUCGAGCUGGAGAAAGGCGAGUCGGGACUGGGCUUCAGUAUCCUGGACUACCAGGACCCAGAAGAUGCCACUAAAACUGUUCUGGUGAUCCGAUCUUUGGUGCCUGGAGGUGUAGCUGAUCGGGAUGGCCGUCUGCUUCCAGGUGACCGACUCAUGUUUGUCAACGAAACUGACCUGGAAGGCUCCAGCCUGGAUUAUGCCGUGCAUGUCCUUAAGUCCUCUGGCUAUGGCCCCGUUCACAUUGGUGUUGCCAAACCAUUGCCGCUUGAAUUGUGUGGCGGUUUGACGCCCAUCUCAGAGAGGAGCACGCGGGCUUCCUGCGAUGACACAGAAAGCCACACUCAGGUCAGCCUGCUAGCUGAGGCAGCCGAGGCUAACACCAACACACACACUGUUCACUCUGAGGACAACAGCACCAUCCUGCCCUGUUACACUGCAACGGAAAACCAGCUGCGUCAGCGCUUCAACAUCAUGGAAGAUGACCACAGACAGACAGCCCCACCCCUGCCUCCUCGCACCGGCUUUGAGAGGACAAUCACUGUUGUCCGGGGCAACUGUAGCCUUGGCAUGUCGGUGAGUGCUAUCAAGGACGGCUCAGGCAUGCUGGUGCGCAGUGUGGUCCAGGGGGGAUGUGUUAGCCAGGAUGGCAGGCUGGGGGUGGGAGAUGCCAUCUUGGCCAUCAACGAAGAACCUACCUCCAACCUGACCAACACCAAGGCCAGGGCCAUGCUCCGCAGACAAUCUGUCAUAGGGCCAGAGAUAAGAAUAACCUAUGUCCCAGCCAAUCAGGUGGAUGAGUUUCGAUCCCGUCUAGGUUUGACCCCUAUGACAUCCAUCACAGCGGACAGUGCCUCUUCUUCACCUACCCCACCAGCUCCUUCUCCAGAACCUUCCUCAUCCCUGACCAGCUCCCUCAGCCCCAACAGAGCUCCGGCUCCAGCUGCAGCUCCGAAUCAGACUCCUUCUUCAUCCACCCUCAAACCCCCUGCCUCAGUUCAUAUGAACGCUCCAACAGCUCCAGGUGCAGCCGCAGUGAAACCGUCUGCUACAUACAAAUCUCCAUUCAAAGGUCCAGCCAUUGUCCCUACCAUCACCCCAGCCCCAGACUCAAGUUGGCAGAUGCCAAAGCAUCCACACAAGAACAAGGAAGAAGAAAACAAAUAUGCAGAGAGUAUGGAGAAAAGAAAGGAUGGUAGCGCCGAUGGGAAAGUACCUAAAGUGGAAGUGGAGAUUAAGGUGGAUGGAAAAGAUCAACGAGAUGAAGAUUUUCACUCUCAUACCAAUGCGUCUUCGGAUCAACCAAGAAGUGUGCGGCUAACUCGAGCACCAGGCCAGUCCCUGGGUAUCAGCAUAAUGGGAGGCAGAGGCAUGGGCCGCAGACUGAGCAGCGGAGAGAUGAUGAGGGGAGUCUUCAUCAAGCACAUCAGCCCCGACAGCCCGGCAGCACAUAAUGGCACCCUCCGGACUGGAGACAGGAUACUAGAGGUUUGUGGAUUUGAUCUAAGAGAUGCCAGUCAUGAACAAGCAGUGGAGACUAUCCGCAAAGCUGGAGACACUGUUAUCUUCCUGGUUCAGUCUGGACAGCACAGAUCUCAGUCUCCUCUGCUCGCUAACAAUGAAAGACUGACUCCUAGUCCACAGUCAAACUCACACAGCAACAAGGUACCAUCGCCAACAUCCGAUAGAGCAGAACGGAGAAGCCCUAUAUCUGUCACGACACAAAUGCAAAUGGCUGCUGAAGAUGAAGACAACACUUGCAGGAAAAAGAUGCUCCAGCGUUAUGGCAGCUUGUCUGGGAAGCUCCAUAUGAUUGAGCUGGAGAAGGACCCUGAGGCUCAGGGCUUAGGAAUCCGCCUAAGAGGAAACAAAGAUGGCUCUAGGGCCCGUAUGAGUGUCUAUGUGGAGCAUAUAGACCCCCGAGGACCAGCUGGUUUAGAUGGGAGGAUACGGGUGGGGGAUGAACUACUGGAGAUCAAUGGCCAGAUUUUGUACGGCCGAAGUCACCAGAAUGCCUCCACUAUCAUUAAUAAUGCCCCUUCUAAAGUCAAGAUCAUUCUCAUCAGGAAUAAAGCAGCCACGGGUCCAACCGGCAAAGGAUCCGGAACAGAGCAUGAGGACACAGUAGACUCUCAGACAGACUCUGCAGAGGGUGGAGGAUUAUCCAGAGACAUCCAGCAUAUCAUCCUACCUCAGGAUCAUGUGGGACUUGGCCUCUGCCUGACAGAGAAGGAAUCCAAAGAUGGAGUGGUGGUCCAGUCUCUGAUCCAGCAUGGCACUGCCAGUAAGGAUGGCAGGAUAAAGGUUGGAGACAGAAUUAUUGGAGUGGGUGAUGAACCUGUAGGCCGACAAUCCAUAGACAAGGUGUCUAGUUUGAUUCUCAAACAAGGGGUCACCGUCAAACUCUCCAUCAGCCGCUCCAAAAGUCCUACUUCCUCUCUGUCUCUCCCGUCGUCUAUUUCUUGUCCCUCCUCUUUCAAUCCUUCCUCCUCCCAUUCUUUUCCUGUCUCAGCUUCCACCUCAUCAAUCUGUACCAUCCCAUCGUCCACCACGGAGCGGACUGAUUGGUUAGGGCCUACAUCUGCAGGUCCUGAACUCCACAGCUGUCCCAUUGUGCCAGGAAAGGAAACUGCAAUAGAAAUUAAUAAAGGAAAUGUAGGCCUGGGACUCAGCAUUGUAGGAGGAUGUGACACUCUGCUGGGGGCAGUCAUAAUCCAUGAGGUAAAUGAUGGAGGAGCAGCACAAAGGGAUGGGAGGCUGCAGGCCGGAGACCAGAUAUUAGAGGUAAAUGGAAUAGACCUGCGGCAGGCUACUCAUGAUGAGGCCAUUGGUGUGCUUCGACUCACCACCCAGCGUGUUUGCCUGUGCGUGUUCAGGCACCAGGAGGCCUACAGGGAGGAGGACUUAUGGGAUGUCUUCAGUCUGGAGCUCAGGCCUCGUCCUGGAGAGGGGCUAGGCUUUAGUACUGUAGGAAAAAGUAAUGACACGGGCAUCUUUGUGUCAGAUAUCAUCAGAGGAGGCGUAGCAGAUUCAGAUGGCAGGUUGUUGCUAGGUGACCAGAUUCUGUCAAUCAGUGGCGAGGAUGUUCGUGCAUCAUCACACGAAGAUGCAGAGAAGCUUCUACAGAAGUGCAGCGGAGUGGUCCACCUGGAGGUGGCUCGUUUUAAAGCAGGCCUACAGUAUUCACAGAGGAGCCAGGAAUUCUUUAAGUUCUGUUUUAUCCAGAGCGAAGAUUCUGACUGUUCAACCCUGACCCCUUCAAGUGGAUGUGAUACUUCGUUUGGCCACCAGACGGAGAUAGAUAGCAAAACAGGGAGCUACACAUUUCAAGAUCACCCUGACAUAAAAAAAGUAGUAAUACAAAAGGGUCCAUGUGACUCCCUGGGCAUCAGUGUAGCAGGAGGAGUGGGCAGUCCCCAUGGCAACGUACCUCUUUUUAUCGCUACCAUGGAUACCAAUGGCCUGGCUGCCAAAACACAGCAAUUACAGACAGGAAACAGGAUCCUGAGUAUAAAUGACGUGUCCACCCGAGGAAUGACUCAUGUCCAUGCUGGAGCCCUGCUCAAAAACACCACAGGAACCAUCAGACUGGAGGUGGCAGCAGGUGCUGGCGGAUGCAGCACACAGGAUCACACUAAUACUAACACCCGAUGGUCAGGCCAGCCCAGCAGCCUGCCCUGCUUUCACAACAAUCUUUGCAAUGUACAAAGGGAGAGAAAGACCAAUGCUCGCAUGUACAAGACCAUCACACUAGAGAGAGGUUCUUCAGGUCUGGGCUUCAGCAUCGUAGGGGGAUUCGGAAGUCCACAUGGAGAUUUGCCCAUAUAUGUUAAAUCUGUCUUCAACAAGGGUGCAGCUGUAGAGGACGGCAGGCUGAAACGUGGAGAUCAGAUCAUUGCUGUAAACGGACAUUGCCUUGAAGGGGUGACUCAUGCUGAAGCUGUGGACAUCCUGAAGAAGACCAAGGGAUCUGUGGUCCUGACUGUACUCUCCUAAGACAAAACUUCUCGAAUUUCUCUUUGAUUCAUUUCUUAGGAAAGUGGAGCCUGGCAUGAGGUAGCUGCAUCCCACAGAACUGCUUUACCCAGACUGCAGGAGGUGGACAUAGACAGUAAAACUGACUAUGCUUGGCUUAAAAUCAUUAAGAAAGUAUAUAAGAAUGAAUUUAUUUGUAUUUUGCUUGAAGGAGCUACCUCUUUAACUGACAACAUAGGAUGGAGGUCUCUGAAUGUGUUUAUGUAAACAGUAUUCUCAAAAAUAUUCUGGUAAUGUACAGUGUAAUUUGAACUGAUGCAUUGGUGUUGUAUGAGUCUUCAUGUAAUUACAAUCAUCUCUCGUGAAUAUUUUCAUAUAACCAUGAAAACUCAUAUUAAACAGGCCAGCGUGUUAGGGUCCAGAAUGAUGAGGAUUUAUCAAACUAAUGCUUUUCAAAAUAAUCAAAUCAUACUCUGGAUGGCUGCUGUUUAGCUGCUGAUAAAGGUACAACACUGUUAUGCAACACUGCAAAAGUGAUUACACUCAUAAAUAAAUGACCAUCCACAGACCUCUGAAUUUACUGUUCACAACAAUACAAGAGACACAUCUCUGAAGACAAUGAGAAUGACUUGUAUUUAUGUAACUCACUGACUUCUGUACAUUCAGAAUUAAUCUCCUUGAUAAACUCCUAAGACCCCGAACAUGCCAAGUGCUUCUGCCAAUCUUUUGUAUGGCAUUAAGGUUUUAGGACAUUUGCUUUACUCAUUUUUCUUUUAAUGUUUUAUUAUAAUACUCAUAUGAUUUAAUGGACUCUUACAAGAUUAAUGUAUUAUUGUGACGCAUUCAUGAUUAGCAAUAAUAGCCACCUUAUGUUGAGAAGAUUUAAAAAAAGAAAAAUUCAUUUGAUUUCCUCUGUUGGAAAAACAGCUGUUAACACCAGUUAGUUGAACGUAUCCAAUGUACUGCAGAUACAGAGCACAGCUGUAAAAAUAACAGAUUUAUCUAGUGACCUCUGCUUUCGUAGUCUUCAUCUUGAUGUUUUUUAGAUACUUCAAGAAAGUAUUGUUAUAGUGUAAUGUACAAUCUUUAAUUUAAAACCUCCUUAUACCUGGAACAGUUGUUUUAUAUGAAUUUAUUUAUACUGUGAUAUUGAUGUUUUCACAUUUCUUUUCAUUUAUGUUGGUAGUCCACAGAGCCUAACUGAAUGUACCUAAACACAUCUUAUUAAAUGUUUAUUUGUUAGA